Molecule: messenger RNA, 4963 nt
Organism: Striga asiatica
Lineage: Eukaryota; Viridiplantae; Streptophyta; Magnoliopsida; Lamiales; Orobanchaceae
Source: the annotation of a GenBank genome assembly
AAAAAAAAAAAAAAAAAAAUGGCUGCAAUUACUAGCAGCCGGCGCAUGAGCUUGGGCUCUCUAAGCUCGAGAAGCUGGGCUUCGGCUAGUGUGAGGGAGGUUUUCACUGCACCUGGGCAGGACACCUUUGGGAGGAGUGGGAGAGAGUUUGACGAUCAAGAGGAGCUCAUUUGGGCAGCCAUUGAGCGGCUCCCGACUUAUGACCGUACGAGAAAAGGGGUUCUGAAGAAAGUGUUGGAAGAUGGAAAGGUGGUUCGUGAGGAAGUCGAUUUCACACAUCUUGGGGACCAACAAAAGAAGCGCCUCAUGGAGAACAUACUCAGAGUUGUCGAUGAUGAUAACGAGAGGUUCUUGCGCAGGCUCAGAGAUAGAACUGAUCGGGUUGGAAUUGAUAUUCCGAAAGUGGAGGUUCGUUUUGAGCAUCUCUCUAUCACGGGGGACACGCAUGUUGGGUCAAGGGCGCUUCCAACUCUGUUGAACUCGACGUUAAAUGUGAUAGAGGGGAUUCUUGAGAAAGUGAGGAUCAUCCCUUCAAAGAAAAAGGCUGUCAGUAUACUUGAUGAUGUUAGCGGCAUCGUGAAACCUUCGAGGAUGACACUACUUCUCGGGCCUCCAGGCGCUGGAAAAACUAUACUGCUAAAGGCUCUUGCAGGAAAGCUCGACAAAGAUCUUAAGGUAAAUGGAAAAAUCACCUACUGUGGUCACGAGUUCAUGGAAUUCGUUCCCCAGAGGACAUGCUCUUACAUAAGCCAACAUGAUCUUCACCAUGGAGAGAUGACUGUGAGGGAGACAUUAAAUUUUUCGGGACGUUGUUUGGGAGUCGGAACUCGAUACGACCUUCUUGUUGAAUUAGCAAGGAGAGAAAAAGAGUCCGGGAUUAAACCGGACCCUGAAAUCGACGCAUUCAUGAAAGCCACAGCUGUAGCUGGCCAAGAAUCAAGUCUAGUAACAGACUAUGUGCUCAAGAUUCUUGGUUUGGAUAUAUGUGCUGAUAUAUUGGUUGGAGAUGAGAUGAGACGGGGAAUAUCAGGUGGACAGAAAAAGCGGCUCACGACCGGUGAAAUGUUGGUGGGACCAGCGAAAGUUUUCUACAUGGAUGAAAUAUCGACUGGUCUCGACAGUUCGACUACUUUUCAAAUCGUUAAGUACAUGAGGCAGAUGGUUCACAUCAUGGAUGUGACCAUGAUAAUAUCCCUCCUCCAACCUGCACCCGAAACUUUCGAGCUUUUUGACGACGUUAUUUUGCUCUCGGAAGGUAAAAUCGUCUACCAAGGUCCUCGUGAAAACAUUCUCGAGUUUUUCGAGAGUGUUGGGUUCAAGUGUCCAGAGAGGAAAGGUGUAGCUGACUUUCUACAAGAAGUCACCUCAGUAAAAGACCAAGAGCAAUACUGGUUCAAGAAAAACGAGCCUUACAGAUAUAUUUCGGUGGAAGAGUUUGUGUCCCACUUCAGAUCCUUCCAUAUUGGUGGAAGAGUUUGUGAUGAGCUGGCGGUACCAUAUGAUAGAUCCAAAGCCCAUCCAGCUGCAUUGGUCACUGAAAAAUAUGGGAUCUCGAACAUGGAGCUUUUCAGGGCUUGUUUGUCCCGGGAAUGGCUUCUGAUGAAGCGGAAUUCUUUCUUGUAUAUAUUCAAGACUUUCCAGAUAACUAUAAUGUCGAUAAUUACGUUCACGGUGUUUUUCAGAACAGAAAUGAGGUCUGGGCAGUUGGUGGAUGGAGGGAAAUUUUACGGCGCAUUGUUUUUCAGCCUCAUUAAUGUGAUGUUUAAUGGCACAGCAGAGCUUGCUCUGACAGUUCUUAGGCUUCCCGUGUUUUUUAAGCAAAGGGAUGCUCUGUUUUAUCCGGCUUGGGCAUUUUCCUUACCAAUUUGGCUUGUGAGGAUACCGCUUUCUCUUAUGGAAUCAUUGAUAUGGAUUGUUCUUACUUAUUAUACUAUUGGAUUCGCUCCUGGGGCUGACAGGCACGUAUUUUUCCGCCAAUUGCUGGCAUUUUUUGCACUGCAUCAGAUGGCUUUAUCCCUAUUCAGAUUUAUUGCCGCACUUGGACGAACACAGGUGGUUGCAAACACUUUGGGUACUUUCACUUUGCUGAUGGUCUUUGUUCUUGGUGGUUUUAUUAUUGCCAGAGAUGACAUCGAGCCAUGGAUGAUCUGGGGCUACUAUGUUUCUCCCAUGAUGUAUGGUCAGAAUGCUAUAGCCAUCAACGAAUUUUUGGAUAAAAGAUGGAGCUCUCCAAACCCCGACAGCAGAUUUAAUGAACCAACAGUUGGCAAGGCUCUUCUGAGAAUGAGGGGAAUGUUUACAGAGGAUUAUAUGUACUGGAUAUGUGUUGCUGCUCUAUUUGCGUUCUCGAUUUUCUUCAACAUCUGCUUCAUUAUUGCACUCUCGUAUCUGAACCCUUUCGGAGAUUCAAGGUCUGUUACUGUGGAUGGCAAUGACAAGAAGAAAAAGAAUCUUGCCGUCUCAGAAAAUUUGAACACUGAUAGUAGAACUGCAGCCUCGUCAGGUCCCAAAAAUGGAGGCAACGGCAAGCCUACUAAGAGUGAUUCUGAAGGAAGCAGCCGAGCAGAAACUGCAAAUGCGAAGAAGGGAAUGGUGCUCCCAUUCACCCCGUUGUCACUAGCAUUUGAUCAUGUGAACUACUAUGUUGAUAUGCCUGCUGAAAUGAAAAAGAGUGGGAUUGAAGAAACUCGUCUUCAACUGUUGAGAGAUGUUAGUGGAGCCUUCAGGCCUGGAGUGUUGACUGCACUAGUCGGCGUGAGUGGGGCCGGCAAGACGACCCUUAUGGAUGUUUUGGCGGGAAGAAAAACGGGUGGAACUAUCGAGGGCAGUAUAAACAUUUCUGGUUAUCCCAAGAAUCAGUCGACUUUUGCCCGAAUAAGCGGCUACUGUGAACAGACUGAUAUACAUUCUCCCCAUGUCACUGUGUAUGAGUCGAUUGUGUACUCUGCCUGGCUGCGUCUUUCUCCGGAUGUCGACAAGGAGACUCGCAAGAUGUUUGUUGAACAAGUGAUGGAGCUGAUCGAGCUGAAUCCCCUGAGAAAUGCCUUAGUGGGUCUUCCUGGAGUUGAUGGCCUUUCGACAGAGCAGAGGAAGAGGCUCACGAUAGCGGUUGAACUCGUUGCUAACCCGUCCAUAAUAUUCAUGGACGAGCCAACUUCUGGACUCGAUGCCCGAGCAGCUGCCAUAGUCAUGCGCACGGUUCGCAACACAGUCGACACUGGCCGCACGGUUGUCUGCACCAUCCAUCAACCGAGCAUAGAUAUUUUCGAAGCUUUUGACGAGCUGUUGCUGAUGAAGAGAGGAGGACAAGUUAUUUAUGCUGGGCCUCUCGGACAUCAUUCUCAUCUAUUAGUAGAAUACUUUCAGUCUGUGCCUGGAGUUCCUGAGAUUAAGGAAGGCUACAAUCCUGCCACUUGGAUGCUGGAUGUUACAACUCCUGCCAUGGAAGCUCAACUUAACGUUGACUUUGCUCAAAUUUAUAAUAAUUCUGAUCUUUACCGGAGGAAUGAAGAACUAAUUAAACAACUUAGCUUGCCAGCACCAGGGUCUAAAGAUCUAUAUUUCCCAACCCAAUAUGCUCAGUCUUUCAUUAAUCAAUGCAAAGCAUGUUUUUGGAAACAGCAUUUAUCUUACUGGAGGCAUCCUCAGUAUAAUUCCAUCAGGUCUACACAACAAGAUCUAAUGAACCUGCUUGGGGCCAUAUACUCUGCUGUUAUGUUUCUUGGAGGCACAAAUACUUCUGCUGUUCAGUCGGUUGUGGCUGUAGAAAGAACAGUCUUUUAUCGUGAAAAGGCAGCUGGGAUGUAUUCAGCAUUGCCUUAUGCAUUUGCUCAGGUGGCAAUCGAGACAGUUUACAUAUCAAUUCAGACCUUCAUAUACAGCCUUCUCCUUUACUCAAUGAUUGGGUUCGAUUGGCGGGCAGAUAGAUUCUUUUGGUUCUACUUUUUCGUAUUUAUGUGUUUCGUAUACUUCACUUCCUACGGCAUGAUGCUUGUGGCAGUCACCCCAAAUUACCAGAUUGCUGCAAUUGUCAUGUCAUUUUUCCUCAGCUUCUGGAAUUUGUUCUCGGGUUUUCUCAUUGCAAGAACGGAUAUUCCUAUAUGGUGGAGAUGGUACUAUUGGGCUUCGCCUGUCGCAUGGACUAUAUACGGGCUUGUGACUUCUCAGGUGGGAGACCGAACGAACUCUAUACAAAUACCUGGCAGUGGUGAUAUUCCUUUAAGAGAAUAUCUCGAGAAUUCAUUAGGAUACGAUUACGACUUCUUGGGACCGGUUGCCGGGGCCCACAUAGGUUGGGUCAUUCUUUUCUGUAUCGUUUUCGCUUACGGCAUCAAGUUCCUCAACUUCCAAAAGAGGUGAAAGGGAAUGAGCCGGAUUCCACCAAAUCAGAGUGGCAAAAAAGGUUCCCGAAGAUCACUUUUCGCACUCAACAAGGGAACUACAAGUACUUGGCAAUGUCUUUUAGGUUUUGUAAUGCUCCAUUGAGCUUUCAAUUUUCCACGAACUCCAUAUUUCAAGAGUUCUUACGUAGAUUUGUAUUGGUGUUCUUUGAUGAUAUAUUAAUUUAUUCAAAAAACUCGGAGGAGCACAUUGAGCAUUUGAGGUUGGUCUUGAGGAUUUUGGAAAAAAAUGAGUAACAUCAAACCGUCAAAGUGUCCGUUUGACUAAAUUACGGUGGAGUACCUGGUCAUAUAAUUUCUUAUGGGGGUGUGAAAGUUGACCCCAAGAAGAUCAAGGCAAUGAAAUAUUGGCCAAAGUUGAAGGGUUGGAAAAAAUUUCAUGGAUUUUUUGGGCUGACAGGCUACUAACGGAAGUUUGCCAUGGACUAUGGGAUGAUUGCCAAACCCUUGAUUGAAAUGACAAAAAGGGCAGGUUCAAGUGGACGAUGGCGAGAUAAGAGUAUUUCAUAUUACUGUUGUAUACUUUUUUUUAUCGUUUAAUGUAAAUAUAUAGAUCAAAAUUG